CAAGCGUAACUUGCAGGUCAAGGAGAACUGUGGGAUAUAUGACGAUUGUAAUGAAGCGGAAUUAAGCCAUGUUUAUGUAGUAAUUCAAUAAGGGUUGUACUUAAAUAAAUGCAGUUUUUACUCAUAUUACUGACUUUCUGUACGGCAACAUGAAUUUAUUAGUUUUCAAGUAAAAAAAAAAAUUUAUUUUUAUUUUCCUGCCUUGGGCAGAUAUGCCGCAUUUUACGGGAACAUUGAAGUUGAAGAUAUGUGAAGCGGUGGAUUUACGUCCGACAGAAUUUGCUACUAGACUUCAAAAUGUUGUAGGGAAACAACAGCCCAUGUUAAUUGACCCUUACGUAGCAGUUGAUGUGGAUGAAAUUCAUGUAGAUCGCUCAUCUACUAAACAGAAGACUUUUAAACCUGUCUGGAAUGAAUUCUUCACAACUGAGGUUCAUAAUGGACAGAAUUUGGGUUUAACUGUUUUUCAUGAUGCUGCGAUACCGCCUGAUGAUUUUGUAGCUAAUUGUAACAUUUCAUUUGACGAGCUUCUGAAUUCAGCAAAGGAGUCCGGAAAAAAUGAAUCCGAUGUUUGGAUUGAUUUGGAACCUGGUGGGAAAAUUCAUGUUGUUAUUGAACUUAUUCCUCAAGAAAAUGCUACUCAGAAACCUAAGGUUUUUAAAGAAAGGCAAGGACUCAAUAGGCGGAGAGGAGCUAUGCGACGACGUGUUCAUCAAGUCAAUGGACAUAAAUUUAUGGCUACAAUUCUUAGGCAACCUACUUUUUGUUCUCACUGUAGAGAAUUUAUAUGGGGUAUUGGUAAACAAGGCUACCAAUGUCAAGUGUGCACGUGUGUGGUCCAUAAACGAUGUCACGAAUUUGUUGUUACUAAAUGUCCAGGUUCCAGAGAUGCUACGGCAGAUGAAGUGGCUGGUGGUAGCGGCAGUAGAUUCAACAUAAACAUCCCUCAUCGUUUUACUGUUCAUAACUACAAACGACCUACAUUUUGUGAUCAUUGUGGAUCCAUGCUCUAUGGGUUAUUCCGCCAAGGUUUGCAGUGUGAAGCUUGUAGUAUGAAUGUUCACAAACGUUGUCAGAAGAAUGUUGCCAAUAAUUGUGGGAUAAACCCAAAACAAAUGGCUGAAAUAUUGAGUGCUCUUGGUUUCUCAAGUGAUAAACUAGGUAAACCUCCGUGUAGGAAAAAAAAGCCAUCUAUUAGUGAAUCUCCUAAUAAGCUGGGACAGAUGCCUGAGAGGUCGCAUACGUCUCCACUUCCUUCAGAUUUGGAUUCUCAAGAGUAUUCUUCUGGUGACCCUUCAGGGAAGUAUGGAGAUAUGCUUGGAAAGUUUCAGAGUUUCUUUCCAAGCAAUCGUACGGGAGAAAUUACGCCUGGUGAUAAAGACAGACCCAAAAGAUUAGGAUUAGAGGAUUUUACAUUUAUUAAAGUUUUAGGCAAAGGAAGCUUUGGAAAAGUAUUAUUAGCAGAGAAGAAAGGCACUGAUGAAGUUUAUGCAGUUAAAGUACUUAAAAAAGAUGUCAUAUUGCAAGAUGAUGAUGUAGACUGUACAAUGACUGAAAAAAGGAUUCUUACAUUAUCUGCCAAACAUCCAUUUUUAACUGCACUUCAUUGUUGCUAUCAAACAGAAGAUCGUUUGUUCUUUGUUAUGGAGUAUGUUAAUGGAGGUGAUCUUAUGUUUCAAAUUCAGAAAGCCAGAAAGUUUGAUGAACCUCGAGCAAGAUUUUAUGCAUCAGAAGUAACUUUAGCAUUGAUGUUCCUGCAUCGUAAUGGGGUUAUUUAUAGGGAUCUAAAACUAGACAACAUACUACUAGAUAGUGAAGGUCAUUGUAAGAUUGCUGAUUUUGGAAUGUGUAAAGAAGGUAUUAUUGACGGAAAUACUACUACAACCUUUUGUGGUACACCUGAUUACAUAGCUCCUGAGAUUCUUCAAGAACUUGAGUAUGGCCCUUCUGUUGACUGGUGGGCUUUAGGUGUACUUAUGUAUGAAAUGAUGGCUGGCCAACCUCCGUUUGAGGCUGAUAAUGAAGAUGAUUUGUUUGAAAGUAUCCUUCAUGAUGAUGUUUUAUAUCCAGUAUGGUUAAGUAAAGAAGCUGUAUCCAUAUUAAAAGGAUUUAUGACAAAAAAUCCAGCCAAGCGUCUAGGAUGUGUAGCUUCUCAGGGCUAUGAGGAAGCCAUAUUACAUCAUGCAUUUUUUAAAGAUGUAGAUUGGGCUGCUCUAGAAGCACGUAAAGUUAAGCCACCAUUUAGACCAAAAAUUAAAACUAAAAGAGAUGUGAACAAUUUUGAUCAAGAUUUUACAAAGGAGGAGCCAGUUUUGACACCAGUCUCUUCAGAGGUUUUGAGGAAUAUCAAUCAAGAAGAAUUUCGAGGAUUCUCCUUUGUUAAUGAAGAUUACAAUCCUGCCAAAUUUGUAUGUGAUGGUCCUGCUACAUAGUGUAUGGUACUAACUGUGUAGAGUGAAUCCUGAUCCUUUAUUGUUGUGUGAUUUGUCUAGUCAUUAGUUUUGUAUCUGUACCACCUCUUCAUCUAUAGUUCAGGUUUGCCUCUGCACAUGUGUAUUAAUUCAUAGACAAACUGAAAUAGGUUCUUCUUCACGUUGUUACAAGUGUUCCAUCAUUAUUUAUUUUCUAAGAACUGUGCUGCAUGUCUUAGCUAUUUAUGAAUUUGUAAGGUUGUGUAUUUAUUUUUAAAUUGAUUUUGUAAGUUAUGUUCACACAAAUAAUUUUAAAAUGAGUUUCAUCAGUGCAAUUUAUACCCAAUAGUCUUAUGGGCUAAAUAAGCAAAUUGAUUCUGUCGCUUAUAACUAGCCCGUUCAUUCAUAGUUAAGCAAUCAGUGAAUUCAGUGUUGUUAUAUUAAUGACAUUAGAUAGGAGCUGUUGGCUCCUGUAGAGAUGCUGCAUUCCUUCUCUGUGAAGCAGAAUGUGGUAAUAUUGCCUCAAAACUUAUAAAUAUUCCUGAAAAUGUGCGAUUUAUUAUAUGCAAUUUAUAGAUAAUUUAUUGAAGCUGUUUAUGGGAACAAAAAGAAAAAUUAAUUUGGAAAAGCCUGUGAAUUAUUAUGCUGAAUAUUUUCUUAGGUAAAAUACUGGGGACUUAAUUGUAAUGAAAUUAUCACAUUUUCAUAAGUAUGUUUCUUACAUUAUUCUACUAUAACAUUUAAUAUUAGUCAUUAUAAUGUGGAUAAAAAUGUAUAUAUAUUAUAUAUAUAUGUAUGUGGUUGUUGUACGUGUAUACACACAUAUAUACCAAUAAUAAAUGUUCCAAUAAUGAAGGAACUUCUAAAUUUUAUCUUUAUGUACUGAUAUUUAAUAGUGGUUUCAGUUUUAUCUGCUUUGUAUUUAAGACAAAAUCGGAAAAUUUGUUUGGGGAGGGGAACAUUUUUAGCGGUGUUUUAGUGUUAUUUUUAAAUUCAUUGUUAUGAUAUUGCAAAGUUUUUUAAUGCUUUUAAAUAAUGUCAUAAGAGUAAUUGAUGAGGGUUGUAUUCUUUCAGCUUUAUUUUUCAUAGGGAACAUUUUUCAUUCAUUUGAACAAAGAAUUCCCUUUUAUUUUGUGCAAUAUGCUAUAAACCAGUGGUCUCAAACAUGAAUUGCAUGCAGGCCACAGGCACAAUCUGAAAACAACUGAAGGACCAGAUUUUUUUUUUUUUUUUUUCCCCAACAAAGUGAAGAAAUUUUUAAACAAAAUUUUUAAAAAUUAAACUAAGUUUUAAAUUUCGCUUAUUAAAUGUUUAUUAAAACAAU
Molecule: messenger RNA, 3735 nt
Organism: Stegodyphus dumicola
Lineage: Eukaryota; Metazoa; Arthropoda; Arachnida; Araneae; Eresidae
Gene: Pkc98E
Product: Protein kinase C
Biological process (GO): protein phosphorylation
Molecular function (GO): ATP binding; diacylglycerol-dependent serine/threonine kinase activity
Source: RefSeq, a predicted model, not a curated record